This is a messenger RNA of Pedinophyceae sp. YPF-701, 1230 nucleotides long. NCBI's taxonomy places the organism in Eukaryota, Viridiplantae, Chlorophyta, Pedinophyceae. The record is from the annotation of a GenBank genome assembly.
AUGACGGAUCGACCGGCUCCGGGGCGGGCGCCGUCCCUCAUGGACCGGCUGCAGGCGAUGCAGAGCGAGCUCAACGAGGCGGGCGGCUCGCAAGUGUCGUACAACGACGUGUUGAAGCGCAUGGACACGAAGCUCUCGAUGAAGCUCGAAGCGGAGUCGGCAGCGGAGGAGGAGAAGAAGCUGGACGCGGCCGAGGCCAGGCCGUCCCCACCGGCCAAGACGGGCACACGGAGAAAGAUGCCAAGCACGCUGGAGGCGCUGCCGGAGAAGACCACGUCGUUCCGCGGCGCCCCGCUGCGCACGAGCACCAUGAGGCACCUGAGCGGGAAAUCCGAGCUGUCCUCGGGCCCGUCGAAGCGCGGGAGCCUCUCGCGCAUGCACUCGAGCAUCACCCCGGGCGGCUUCGUGCGCACGGGCAACAACGAGACGUUCUCGCGCGCCCUCGUGGACUCGCUCGAGCUCGGGCAGGUCUACGGCGGCCGCAUCCGCGUCGCGACGCCGCCGUACAUGGUCAAGCUCGAGGACGUCGACCACGUGUACCAGAUCUUCCUCGACAUGCAGCGCUCGAGCGGCGGCGCGAUCACGAAGCCCGCCUUCAAGCGCUUCAUGACGCAGCCCAAGGACGCGCGCUACUUCAACCCGACGAUGCUGUCGCCGGAGCUGCAGAAGACGCUCGUCGCGGACAUGUACCACCGCCUCGACAGCGAGCACAAGCAGCACGUCGGCCUGGAGGACCUCCUCAAGGUCUUCCACCGCGACCUCCCCAUGUCCGACAUCCACGUGCUGGCCAACCACGUGCGGCCGUUCCACUUCGAGGACCUGCUCGACGAGGCGGACCUCGCCAAGGCGCGGCAGGUGGUGCAGGAGAAGAUGAUCAAGACGGGCGAGGACGAGCUGGCGGUGUACCAGGUGACGGGGAUCCUGGGCGGCGCGCUGGUGGACUGGAAGCGGGACUUCGUGGCCUGGGCGCUCAAGCACGACGGGCUGCUCGAGCGGGACCAGGUGACGAUGGACGUGGUGUUCGAGGCCGUCGACCGCGGGCUCAAGCACGUCAAGAACACGCUCAAGGACGGGAACGAGGCGGAGCUGGUCGACGACGUGCCGGCGAACGUGCUGGAGAAGGUUCUGGGACCGGGGGGGAUGGAGGCGGUGCAGGGGCAGGACGCGCUGCGGGUGCUCAAUAGCUACAUAGGAAAGCGCACCUCCCUGCCGCCAGGGAGCCUCGGGUAG